Messenger RNA from Punctularia strigosozonata HHB-11173 SS5, 972 nucleotides. RefSeq lists its product as uncharacterized. NCBI's taxonomy places the organism in Eukaryota, Fungi, Basidiomycota, Agaricomycetes, Corticiales, Punctulariaceae. The coding region runs from base 1 to 972 and encodes 323 amino acids. The transcript has 8 exons. The record is from RefSeq and is a predicted model, not a curated record.
AUGUCAAGGGGAAACGAGAAAAUCGUCGAGCACCAAACCUCUCACCGGAUUAGCGAGGCUCCGGAAAAAAAUCAGGACUGUGGCCUCCUGGAUCCAGAAUUAGAGGCUACUGUUCAAGGUCUUCCUCCUCUUAGCUUACACAUAUACCGGAUUGAUUCACCUGAUGAUCCAGGCUUAAUGCUGUUUAGCAGCUUCAAGCAGUGGCAGAUCAACGUUCCCGAGCUAAAGCGGAUUAUAACGUCAAAGGGAACUCCAAAAUGUGCCAAUCCAGCACGCAUCGAUCCAUCACAUUUCAAGGUGAUCAAAGGCUAUGGUGGCAGCGAGUACCUCGGUAACGACAACAAGAUAUCCAUAUUUUUCAACAUUGGCGUGGUUCAAAACAGCUAUCUAACGGGUGAAGGGAAAAGGUUUGCCAAUACCGACAAAUUCGUUCACGGUAUAUCACUCGCUGCGCUAGCCUAUGAGUUCAAUCGCCAGUUUUCCUUCAUGAUGACGGUGACUGGAGACCAAGAUGAUCGCGUGAGGAUACCAUACGAAGAGGGUGAACUCGACUUCAACACUCGCCCUGGAGGUCCCAAUGCGGUGACCUUCAGAUCCUCUCGCCGCAAGCACCAGAUGGUCGUGGGUGCCCGGAGUGUGACAGUCCCCACGGACGGAAUGCCAGUACCUGGCGUCUCUCACCUAGUAAGGUGGUCUGCUGGAAAAUCGUCUCUCGGGUAUACAGACAAGGUCCCUGUCUAUGAUGGGAGGGACCUCGAAAAGGUUGUCCUGGAUGGAAACGACUUUGAUCCGAACGUGCUCCCGCUAUUUCCUGCAGACGUCGAGGAUAAUAUGAUUGUGAUGGUGGGGUACGCCAUCAAUCGUUGGACCAAGGCUGGGGUUGAGGGCUACGUUGACGUUCGUUUGAGUUUUAAUAUUGUUUAUGCAGUCGUUUUGGCAGGAAAUGAGGGAAUUGAAACCAUUAAUAGCUGA